AUGGCCAACUUCUCAAGGACACCAACUUCUGAGCGCGUCCGAUUUUCGCGUGACACAAAGCUGUCAGACUAUGAGAAGCGAAGACGGUCUACCGCAGCAAGCGAGUUUUUGGAGAACAACAACAGCACAAAUUUAAAGUCGGACCGCUACAGAUCUUCCAUCGGAUCAAGCACCAAAACGCGCUACGAAUCGCCCAGAUCUAUUUUGCGCCCAUCCGCCCACGAAAAGAAAUCAUACGAACUCCUCGGUGAAUCACCCAUUCGCAGUAUUCCAGACUCUAGACGCUUUGAGACUGAUGACCUUUUGAGCUCCAUCAAGAAAAAACGCUAUCCGCUUACAGAUCGCCGCUCGCGGGUGACAAAGCCAGCCUCCAGUCGUGUCCAUGACGGUCUUUUGGGAUCUUUGACCUCAAUUGGCUCCAAACUCUUGCAAUCUGUGCUCUACAACGAAAAUAAAGACAUUGCAUCAGAGCAAGAAAUCAAACAAGAGGUGAGACCCAGUGAAAGGAUAACAACCGACCCUGUCGAGCCGAUUCGGACUUCUUCCAAUAGUGUGGAACGAACAUUGAACGAGAAAUUUGGAGUUCUUGAGAGUCUCAUUCGCGAGCUCAAGACUGAAAGCAGAGAGACGGUGAUGGACAAGCUUACUGAUCUCAAAGGUGAGAUUUUGAAUCUUCGAGCAUCUCAAGAACUGAUAAAUACAAAAUUUGAAGAGAGAUAUGAAGAGCUCAGGAUUGAAAAUGAGCUCAACAAGCGCAAGUUUGAAAAGCUCUUUUCCGACUUGGAAGCCAAACGUGAUGAGCUGGACAAAGAGAAGACCGAGUAUAUCAAACUCUUGCAGAAGGAAAGUCGCAAGCGAUAUGCUGACUCUCUCGCCUCAGAUGAAGACGAGUAUCCGAAAAAGAGGCGGGCUGUAAGAGAAAGUGCACAGGACACGAUCGACAAGAUGAGGAAAAGAAAUAAGCAAAUGAAUCAGAAAAUCUCGGAAAGCAUAUCUACGACGAAAAAAAUUGGUAGCAUGAUAUAA
Ogataea angusta is the source of this 1026-nucleotide messenger RNA. RefSeq lists its product as uncharacterized. NCBI's taxonomy places the organism in Eukaryota, Fungi, Ascomycota, Pichiomycetes, Pichiales, Pichiaceae. The transcript has a single exon. The record is from RefSeq and is a predicted model, not a curated record. The coding region runs from base 1 to 1026 and encodes 341 amino acids.